Molecule: messenger RNA, 2412 nt
Organism: Cucurbita maxima (winter squash)
Lineage: Eukaryota; Viridiplantae; Streptophyta; Magnoliopsida; Cucurbitales; Cucurbitaceae
Product: EP1-like glycoprotein 3
Exons: 2
Coding region: 918-2297 (459 amino acids)
Source: RefSeq, a predicted model, not a curated record
AAAAAGAAGUGGCACAUAUUCCACAUUUUGGAUUGGGGAACAAACAAAAGGCAAUCCACCAAGACGUGGACCAGGUCUUCUUAAUUUUGGGUCCCACCCACGACUUUGAUUCAAUUAUUCACCAAGUCUUCUUAAUUGGAAGUGAUUGGGAUGAUAUUAAUGGGAGAAAUGUAUUUUUGUGUCCAUACCUUAGUAUUUGUAUUGAAUACUUUUAAUAAAUUUUAGAGGUAAAAAGUUUCUAGGGCAGGCGUUCUAACUUCAAAACCGGAAGAGGUAAAAUAGGCAAAGCAAGCCGGUGGCUAUUUUGGGCCCCCAAAUGCUCUACCAUUUACAGUCAAUUUGGACAGUUUGGGUGUGGGCCCAGAACCAGCCCAAUUGGAGAGGAAGGGAAAUUGAGCUGACGUGGAAUAUCGGACGUCAGAGGAACGCGAGAGGAAAGUUAAUGAAAGGGACCUGUGCCCCCGCCCCCCGCAAGGAAAGUCGCCAUGGAUUCUGCUAAUAACUUCACCCUCCAGACUCCUAUUUUUUGGCUUCGUCCCACGUGGAUCCCUUCUCCUAACCCACGCACACUCUCUUUGCGAUAAAGAUAGCUUGAAGCCAUGCAAAUAUAACCCAAAAAAGGAAGAUUUAUUUUAUAAAAUAAUUCAAGUGUGAGGUGGGGAGGGUGUGGGGAAAGGAAAGAUGGGUUUAAUUAGGGGUGGAACUUAGUUGAGCAAUUAUGGAUAAAAAAUAAGUAAGAAUACCUGGAUGCAAUUAAUUAAUGAAUCCUCCAACAUUUCAACCAUUGCCAUAGCAGGCAAAAUGAAAGCUCAGACCCUUUUUGGGACUGCAAUCUUCAUUCUUCUCGUUUCUUUUCCUUCCCUUUCCUUUCCUUUCCUUCACAAAAUUCUAAUGCUUGCCUUUCCGCAUUCCCUCUCAUGAACCUGCCUGCUCACUCUUGUUUUCUCAUUCUUUUCUUCCAUCUCGGCCGUACCAUUUGCAGAACUUAUAUUGUUACUGGCUAUGAAGUUACUCUGGCAGUGCCGCCGGAGUACGACCACCGGUUCCUCGGAAGGGCCUUUCUCAUUGAGACCGAGCCGUUAAUGCCCCCCAAUUUCAGACUAGCCUUGACCGUUGAACCCACACAAGGAAAUUUUUCGUGUUCCUUGCAGGUUUUUCUCGGAGAAGUUAAGGUAUGGAGCUCCGGCCAUUUCUCCCGGUUUUUCGUGACGGACAUAUGCGCCCUUGAGCUCACCCGCGACGGCGAUUUGAGGCUUAAGGGCCCCACCGGUCAGGUGGGGUGGCGGACGGGAACCUCCGGACAAGGUGUGGAGAAGCUUAGAAUACUGAGAACUGGGAACUUGGCUUUGGUGGAUGGGUUGGAGGGAAUUAAAUGGCAGAGUUUCAAUUUCCCAACGGACGUGAUGGUCUUGGGGCAGAGUUUGAAUGUGGCCACUCGCUUGACUUCCUUCCCCCCCAAUUCAACCUUCUUCUACUCUUUCGAAGUCCAAGCCCGAAAAAUCUCUCUGUAUCUCAACACCCCCAAAUCUAAGUAUUCUUACUGGGAAUUCAACCCUCCCAACACCAGUAACCUCUCAUUCAUCACGUUGAACGCCCAGGGUUUGGAUUUCUUCAACGCUCCGGGCAACAAAAUUGCAACAAUCCCAUCAGGAACGACUCAGUCCUUGAGCUUUCUGGCACUGGGGAACAAAACUGGGAAUCUGGGCCUAUAUUAUUACUCGUCCUACAACGGAAUUUUCGAAGCUUCAUUUCGAGCACUGAAAACCAGUUGUGAGCAUCCUCUUGCUUGUAGCCCAUACGGGGUUUGCACCUUCUCCAAUACUUGUUCGUGCAUUAGAUUGGAGACGGAGAAGAAGGGGGCGAGUUGGGAAUGCGGAGAGGAAAUGAGCGGUGAAUUUUGCGGGGGAAUUGAAGGGGAGAUGGUGGAAUUGGAGGGCGUGAGUAGCAUUCUAAGAGGUGAUCGAAGAAGAGUGAAUGUGAGUAAAGAGGAAUGUGGGGAAUGGUGUCUGGAGGACUGCGAGUGCGCGGCGGCGUUGCAUUAUUGGAAGGAGUGUUAUGUGUACAGAGAGGUGAUAGGGGUGAAGCAGAUUGAGAAGGGAAGGGGAUUGAGUUAUAUGGUUAAGGCCCCAAAAGGGAGUUGGUUGGGGCCGCAGGACUCGGAGAGCUUCAACAAAUGGGUGCUUACAGUAGUGUGCGUGGUGGAUGGGUUCCUUAUUGUUGCUGCUUCCGGAGGCAUUGCCUAUCUCUUCCUUAAGAGGAGGAGCAAGAAUUUGAUGGACAGAGAUACCCAUUCUUGACUCCACCUUCCCUUUUUUCUUUUUCUUUCUGUUACUGUGAUGGUAAGAAGUUGGAGAAUAUAACUAACUCCCAUUCUUUCACUUUUUUCUUAUUGCGAACUUUUGUUGAAUCGUU